AAGAACCCAAGAUAUCACAAGAAAAUUUUGAUUAAAUAGUUUAUCAGAAGUGUGCGAGAGAUAGCUGGCUCAGUAACUGCUCUCUGGACGUUGUUGGUGCACCCUCUCUUCACUACUCGCAGGAGCCCCAGUGUGGUGUUACGUGGAUAGACCUGCAAUGGCCUUCCCGAGGUGGAGGUUGGUGUGUGUGAUGGUGGUGGUGGUGGGCUGUGCCACCUCGAUGUCUUCUAUCGCCUCUCCAACUCAAGAUAUACGAUUGGACUCAGUGCUUCUAGACUGGACCAAUACCCUAGACGAAACGGAAGCGACAGUUUGUUUCCAAAAUGGACGUGAGAACUCUCGGUCAAAUUCAUCCCAGUACGAGUUGGUCAUUACCAAUGACCUGGGCAGGCGGUGGCAACAGCGAGGAGCGUCAAUGGCGGACAAUCGUUGGUGUUUUCCCGGAGUGAUCCUACCAAGAUCAGACCUUUCUAAGACACUGAGAGCAUCGGUAACUCUGAAGGAUGCCAGUUUGAAGACUGUGCUCGCUAGAAAAGAAAUCGAGUUAUUCCCUAUUGUGCCAUGGGUUGAUGGUGUAGUUGUCUCCUGGAGAAACCCCGGGGGCCACACCUUCACCGUCAGGAGGGAGGGUGAUCCUGGUCCCCUUGCCACCUCCCUUACAUGUGACUCCUGCAGCUACAUCGUCUUACCGCAGGACGAGGAAGAGAGCGUGGUUAUCAUAGAAACCCAAUACUCCUCUCCAGCCCAUCAGCUGAGCCGUGUUGCUGUCGGUUACGACUUUCUAGCCAACGCCGAACUACAGUUACUGGAGAUUCAUCAAGUGUUGAGAGACGGUCAACCUCUGGGAACUGACCACAACCUCAGGCUGACCAUUCUACCCCUGGAUGACAUACCAAUGGUGCAAGGGUGGAAACUAAUACUUACAGAUUCUAAUCAAUCUUGGCCUUGUUUAACUCCCGUCAAUCUAAUAACAUACACAAAUAACACAGCAGCGGAAAUCGAAUUUGAAUGCAACCUUAUAGAUUCGAUAUAUAUUUUCUUAGCGGCCUAUGACGACACCAACUUUACUAACAUCAUAGCUUUCUAUUAUGCCAUCGUUUCAAUUGAAGAUCUGGGCACGAGGGUGGCGUGGGUGGGCGGUGAUGGCGACUUGAGAUAUCUUCGUGUUGAGGCCGGGACUUUGGACCAGGUGACAGUGGGGGACCAGCAGUGCUCCAGUGCGGUCAGUCCCUGCUACUUCUCCACUACAGAAUUCCAUGAGAUACCCCAUGAGAUACCUCGGUGUAAGAACCUCACAACUAGCACAAAUGAGACCAUUUUACAGUGUGACGACAUCAUUGGAACAUCACAGAAGAUGGACGAGGUGCCGCAGCUGGUACUGCUGCAGGAGGAGAAGGUUCUUAAGGCUACCUACUCCUUAAAUGCCUCCUCGGCUGAAGUCGUCGUCACCAACUGGACUGACAACAGCGUUUUUCCCUCUGACAGCAACUUCGAAUGUUUGUUUGUUGACACGAGCACGUGCAAAGCGGCUGUCACACAUGGACUUGAGGGAAAGGGCGUGAACACCAUGCUGGUCCUCUUGAACGAGAAAGGAUACGUCACCAACUCCGUCAUUGUUCCGUUUGAGGUGUACAAGGUGUCGGCUCGGACCCUGCUUCAAGACGUGCUGCAGGUGACGUGGGAUGACGCCUCUGCAGGCGUCUAUCAAGUGAGCAUCUCCAACUCGUCAGCGGAGUCUCACGUAACUGUCAACUGCAGCAUUGACGGCGGUCAGGCCGACGCCAGCUGCCAGGCGCACCUCGUACAGCUGGCCCUGGCAGGAAAGUCUUCAGUGACUGUACAGAAGUACGCUGAGAGCAACGCUGUGCUCACCACUGUUGUCAAGGAUGAGUUGGCGACGACGGGGGAGGUGAGGAAGGUGAUGCUUAUAGAUGACGAUACGCCAAUGACGCGAGUCAUUCUUGCGUCAACUAAGCCAGAUAUCCAUAAUGUGACUCUAGUGAGGAUCGUGGAAGAUGCUGAAGAAUCCAAUAGCUUCAUCGAAGACUACUACGAAGGAAGUGUAAAGUAUAUAAACGAUGAUUACGUGUUUGAAUUUUCUGGUGAUAUUCUGCAGUCUGUGGAAAGCGUCGACUUCCUCGUGUUAGGCUACUUAGAUGAUGGCACCAUUGGGGUUGUUGGUGCUGCGUACCUCACACUUAAUGUUCUGCAGGAGAAGAUUGUGUGGGUGGGAGCAGAGACUACGAACUCGUCUGCUUCGGUCCGGGUAGAUCCUGACUCACCGGAUAACGUCAUUAAUGGGUCAAAAGUGUGUUUUGAGGGAGCUUCCUCAUGCUACUACUUGGAGGUCGGAGGAGAGCAGGCGGUGAACAACGUACAGAGGUGUGAGAAAGUGAACAACACGGCGCCUGGAGGUCCCCCUCAAGUGUAUCACUGCGACACUUCGGCCACUCCUUUCACAGAACUGACAUCAGUGACGGAGGUGAAGGUGACGGGCGAGAACCUGCUGGUCACCCUCGGCGCCUCCGUCACCAACGGCUUAGUUGAAGUCAUCGCUUACGACCCCUCAAACCCGGGCAAGGUCUACUCUGACCCAGCUAAUUCGACUUGCAACAGUGAGGUACAGAACAGAAAGUGCACUCAGCCCUUAAAGGGGACGCAAGAGAAGCAGGUGGUGAACGUGCUGGUCGUACAAGUGGAUAACUCCGGCACCGUCCUGGGAUCCACUCUCCUCCAAGCUUCAGUGCCAGUAGAAUCAACUAAAGCAUGGGUCAUCGUUGUGUCCGUCUUGGGCGCUGUUUUUGGCGUCGCGAUCAUCGCAGCCAUUAUCAUCAUUAUUGUGAAGAAGAAGAAGCUGGCCAAGUCUGAGACGAGGUCGAAGUCGUCUCUUGAGGAGGUGAUACACGACACGGCCUACUCCACAACAAACACUCCUCCCCCGGGGCUGUCGCAGGCUUCCUCUUGGAACCCAAGCGGCAGAUCCACCGACUACCAGAAUGAUGAGUUUGCUUCCGGUUCUGUCUAUUUACCAAAAGUGAGCUUGAAGCCAAGAGGAUCCCCUUCGGGACAUUCUCACAGCGAGUACUCUCCUUCCACAUCUAACCGGGACACAAGAUUUUGAAACAUCCAGUGAGACUUUUACACCAGUCAAUCAUCUCAUGAACCAGCACCAGUUAUCAAAUAGCCUAGCAUCAGUCUUCUCUUGUUCCGGAGUCAAUCUCAUGAACCAGCAUCAAUUAUUAAAUGGACAUAAGCAUCAGCCGACUUCUGUGCCGCGAGUCAGUAUCUCCAGAAACAGCAUCAGUCAUCCCAUGAAGGCUGCAAACCCCAUCUGAGGAUCACCGAGAAACUGUUGUGUGAACAGUAUAUAUUAUCUUAUUCGUACAUGCAAUAUAUACAAUACAUUAGAUAUGUUAAAGUGGUUACAUAGUAGGUAAAGUAAUUGUUUAUCAAAAUCACUUUUAAAUACAGCUUUUCCCGCAUAACUUAAAAAAUAUGUUGUUAUUUUAAAUUGUAGGGUUGUUGGGCAAGCAUAUACACAUUGUUGAAUAAGUUAAGCAAAUGAUAACAUGUUUUAAAGUGAUACUUAAUGUUGAAAAGUAUCCUGCAAGACUUUCUUCUUCUGAUGUUGCCCUAACUCUACAGUCAAACUUCUCAGUCUUUGUUUUCAUAACAGUUCCCAAGAUUUACUGUAAAUGGGUCAGUAUUAGUUCUCCCAAAUUUGGCGAAACUAAUUGCCUACGUUUCGGUCUGAUAUUAGGAUCACUUAUACUUUUUCAAUACAUCCCAGAUUCAGCAAUGACCAAAAACGUGUGUCUACAGCUGUAUGUGUGUGAGUGUAAGACUUGAAAGUGGCUACUGUGCUAUAACUAGACUUCAUUCGUGUUUAGAGAGUAGGAAUAUUUCUUUAUUUUUUCUUAACUGUAUCAUGCUCAAACGAGACAUGCAUCUUCUCUACAAUCUUCAGGGAUCCAAAUUUGAAUAUGCUCUCCAAAUUCUCUUGUCAUAUUCCAAAUGGUAUGGGGUGUCACCAGAUUUUACAAAUGUUGCCAAAAUCAUCUAUCGCCUCACCAAGGGCCCCCCACGGCUACUUAAUAUACACCGCCAUAAAAAUACCCUUGCCUCUCAACCUGGACGGUGGAGAGACUUGUUAAAGUUGCGUCGCAGACGUACAUAUUGGACGCAAAAGACAACAUUGUGUUCAGAAUCGUACCUUAUAAUUUGUUUACAUUGUAUUAAUAUACAGGUAGUUCAUAUUAUAGUGCCGUCUACCGUCCCUGUAACACAAGUUUCAUUCCGUGGAGCC
Procambarus clarkii (red swamp crayfish) is the source of this 4306-nucleotide messenger RNA. RefSeq lists its product as uncharacterized. Lineage: Eukaryota; Metazoa; Arthropoda; Malacostraca; Decapoda; Cambaridae. The record is from RefSeq and is a predicted model, not a curated record.